Limulus polyphemus (Atlantic horseshoe crab) is the source of this 1333-nucleotide messenger RNA. RefSeq names its product electron transfer flavoprotein-ubiquinone oxidoreductase, mitochondrial-like. The transcript is spliced from 8 exons. Gene Ontology annotation, molecular function: electron-transferring-flavoprotein dehydrogenase activity. The annotation marks the transcript as partial. Gene Ontology annotation, cellular component: mitochondrial inner membrane. Lineage: Eukaryota; Metazoa; Arthropoda; Merostomata; Xiphosura; Limulidae. Gene Ontology annotation, biological process: electron transport chain. The record is from RefSeq and is a predicted model, not a curated record.
CGUCUGCUAAGUUUAUCGAGAAGCGACGUUGCUGUUGUCACGUAGCAUUAGUACUAACGGUAACAGAAGUACAUGAAAAUAUUUUACCAGUUCGUAAUGUCUUUUACUUUUUCAUAAAUUCUAAAUUAUUUGGAUUUAUAAUUAUCCAUUCUAAAGUAAUUAUUCGUAGCGUAUCGGAAUUGUAAGUACGAAGUAAUAUAGUAAAGAUACCUGAUUUCGCUGUUAUCUGUAUUUAUUAAUUGUCGAACAGUUUUUUAAUAUGGCGGCCUGGGUGAAGAAGUUGCGAGGUCAAAGCCUAGCUUUUGUAAUUAGAAAAUGGUACUCGACAGAACAGCGAUUCUCCAAAAUAACAACGCACUACUCAGUUAUUCCAAGGGAAACCGAUCAGAGAUGGAAAGGCAUAGAUAUGGAACGAUAUGUUGAUGAAACAGAUGUACUCGUUGUUGGAGGAGGUCCUGCAGGAAUGUCAGCUGCUAUUAGACUAAAACAACUUGCUAAUGAAUAUAGUAAAGAGCUACGUGUAUGCCUUGUUGAAAAAGCUGCUGAAAUUGGUAAGUUUCACCAUUUUAAGUACAAAUUACCUCAUUUUUGCACUUGUGUGUUGCCCCCAGAGGCUCGGUGUGCUCCACUUAACACUCCAGUUAAAGAAGACUUGUUUGGUAUUCUUACAAAGAAACACAGAAUCCCAGUUCCCAUCUUUAAAGGCCUUCCAAUGUACAAUCAUGGUAACUACCUCGUACGUUUAGGCAAUUUAGUUCGCUGGCUUGGCCACCAGGCAGAAGAACUUGGUGUGGAGAUAUACCCUGGAUAUGCAGCUACUGAAGUUUUAUUUCAUGCCGAUGGAAGUGUCAAAGGGAUUGCUACCAAUGAUGUUGGAAUUGCUAAAGAUGGAUCACCCAAGGGAACUUUUGAAAGAGGGAUGGAACUUCAUGCCAGGUGUACAAUUUUUGCCGAAGGUUGUCACGGUCAUUUAGCCAAACAGUUGUAUAGAAGAUUCAACUUGAGGGAGAAGUGUGAACCCCAGACUUUUGGUAUUGGUUUGAAAGAACUGUGGGAAAUAGAUCCAGCUAAGCAUGUCCCUGGACGAGUGGAACAUACAGUUGGAUGGCCUCUCGAAAGAACAGUCUAUGGAGGAUCUUUUCUUUAUCAUUUAAAUGAAGAACAGCCACUGAUAUCAAUAGGUUUUGUACUUGGCUUGGAUUACAAGAACCCUUACCUGAGUCCAUACAGAGAAUUUCAGAGGUUUAAACUUCACCCACACAUACGACCAGUCUUAGAAGGAGGUAAACGAAUUGGUUAUGGAGCUCGAGCACUGAAUGAAGGAGGGAUUCAG